Messenger RNA from Funneliformis geosporum, 353 nucleotides. NCBI's taxonomy places the organism in Eukaryota, Fungi, Glomeromycota, Glomeromycetes, Glomerales, Glomeraceae. The record is from the annotation of a GenBank genome assembly.
UCAAAUAUGAUACACAAAGAUCAGAUUAUCCCACACAUCAAGGUCUAAUAUCAUCUUCUCAAAUAGAUUAUGUCUGGUCUUCAGUUAAUGUCAUCUCAAACUUCGUAGGUUGUAAGACAGUUCAACUAGCAUCCACUUUAACUGAUCACUCCAUAAUCAUCCUUUAUGUCGAAAACUUCUUGAAGGUUAAAUAUAAUAAAUGGAAUAUUCCUUUAAAAAAGGUCUACGACUAUAACAAAAUGAUCAAGGAUAAAUGGUUAGCCUUCACAAAUAAAACAGACGCAUUAAAUAAUGGUUGCUAUUUACGUUCUCUCAACAAUAAGACAGUAUUUAAUCAAAACAAGUUAAACUAA